GGUCUUUCAAGAAGGGAAGUCUAGUUGGCUUCACGAGCAUGAAGAGAAGGGGAGGAGACGGAGGGGCGACGAACAUGGCGUUCGGCAGGAACGAUGCGGGGAGGAAGGCGAGUGGGAGCACGGAGGUGGAAGAUCUGUGCUCCAAGCUCACGUCUCUGCUUCCCCAAGACUAUCAGCUGGACGCCUCACAGGGUCCGCCGGACGUCCCCAGCCAACUGAUGCAGGCCACCGCCUAUAUCCAAGAUCUAUACGAGAGGGUCGAAAUGCUGAGGCAGAUGAGAGAUGACAAAACCCAAAGGACGGUCGGGCGCAGCAGCAGCGGCAGCAGCAACGUCCCACCACGCACAGAAGGGGCAGGACGAUGCGCAUGCGGUCCUCCGGACAUCACGGUGCACCUCAGCGGGGUGGCGCAUUUCGACGUGAGCUUCACGACGAGCUCCGCGGGAAGGGUCGAGAUGCACAGGGUGAUCCGCCUGGUCGAGCAGGAUCGACGCAUGGAGGUCGUCGAGGCGAGCUGGUGCCUUGUCGAUGGUGGCAAGGUUUUCUACACGAUCAAGUGUAAGGCAGUGAGCUCUGAGGCUGUCUUGGAUGCAUCCAUGGCGGCGACAAGGCUCAGAAGGUUGUUGAUGGACUCACUUGAUGGUCAUGGCGUCUAAGUAUGUAAAUUGGUCAAGUAUUAAGCUCGGCUGUAAGAUCUGCAAAAGGCCAAAGGAUGGGGCUUAGUGGAAAAUUUUGACCCAAAAAACAAACUAAUUCACAAACUGAACUAGGUUUGAAAUUUUUUCACUCAGCUGAUCCUUUCGUGUGACGCAUUUGUUUUAGACACCACACUACACUCUGUGACGCUCGAUACUAUGUUGUGUGACGUCUAAGACGAAGGCGUCACACAGUGUAGUGUGACGUCCGACUGUCGGACGCCACACGAGAGGGUCAGCUGGGUGAAAUUUUUUCAAACGUAGUUCAGUUUGUGAAAUACUUUGGCUCCUGGGUCAAAUUUAUCAAUUUUGCUAAAGGAUGGCGGUAUCUCAAUCUUCUUAUUGUAAACUUAAAUUGUACCUUGGUCCGUUUGUAAUUUUCUUUCUUUCCGGGGUGAGUUGCACUUGCACCACAACUUAAUUUCAAUAUAAGUCUGCGGCCCUCUUCGCAAGAAAAUGUAUCUUGGUUUAUUGUAAUGUCAUACAGUAUGCAUAAGCAUUUUUUAUUUUUAAACUACA
This is a messenger RNA of Hordeum vulgare subsp. vulgare (domesticated barley), 1214 nucleotides long. RefSeq lists its product as uncharacterized. Gene Ontology annotation, biological process: regulation of transcription by RNA polymerase II. The record is from RefSeq and is a predicted model, not a curated record. The coding region runs from base 39 to 656 and encodes 205 amino acids. NCBI's taxonomy places the organism in Eukaryota, Viridiplantae, Streptophyta, Magnoliopsida, Poales, Poaceae. Gene Ontology annotation, molecular function: RNA polymerase II transcription regulatory region sequence-specific DNA binding; DNA-binding transcription factor activity, RNA polymerase II-specific. Gene Ontology annotation, cellular component: RNA polymerase II transcription regulator complex. The transcript has 3 exons.